This is a messenger RNA of Photinus pyralis (common eastern firefly), 1056 nucleotides long. RefSeq names its product target of rapamycin complex subunit lst8 (gene Lst8). The coding region runs from base 7 to 969 and encodes 320 amino acids. Gene Ontology annotation, biological process: TOR signaling; regulation of actin cytoskeleton organization. The record is from RefSeq and is a predicted model, not a curated record. Gene Ontology annotation, molecular function: protein binding. Gene Ontology annotation, cellular component: TORC2 complex; TORC1 complex. The transcript has 6 exons. NCBI's taxonomy places the organism in Eukaryota, Metazoa, Arthropoda, Insecta, Coleoptera, Lampyridae.
CGUUUCAUGUCAGUCAUGUAUCAGGAUGGAUCGAAUGAAAAUGAUCAAAUUAUACUAGCAACUGGUGGCUAUGACCAUACAAUAAAAAUAUGGCAGACUCACACCGGAAUUUGCCAACGAACGAUGCAACAUGCUGAAUCGCAAGUUAACGCCUUAGAAAUAACGCCCGACAAAUCGUGCUUGGCGGCUACGGGCUACCAACACAUCCGGAUGUACGAUCUCGCUUCAAACAAUCCAAAUCCUACAGUCAAUUACGAGGGUAUUACGAAAAAUGUAACCGGCGUCGGUUUUCAGGAGGAUGGGAAGUGGAUGUACACGGGUAGCGAAGAUUGCAGCGCCCGCAUUUGGGAUUACAGGCUGAAGAGCCCUCACGCUGCGAAGAUUUUUCAAACAUCCGCACCCGUGACGUGCGUUUGCCUUCAUCCCAAUCAGGUGGAAUUACUUGUCGGCGAUCAAAGUGGAGUUAUACAUCUGUGGGAUUUAAAAACCGAUCACAAUGAACAGUUUAUACCUGAAGGGGAUACCAUGAUAUUAGACAUUGACGUCGAUUCUGAAGGUACCCACAUGGCUGCAGUGAAUAGUAAAGGUCGUUGCUACAUCUGGAGCCUUACCUUUGGUAGAGAAGGUGAGCCGACAAAAAUGCACCCUAAACACAAGUUCGACGCCCACAAACGUCAAGCUUUAAAGUGUAGAUUUAGUCCAGAUUCUACGUUGUUGGUGACGACAUCGGCUGAUCAAACUGCUAGAAUUUGGAAAACUUGCGAUUUUACUUUACUGCAAGAAUUAACGCAGGAUAAUCAAAGAUGGGUUUGGGACGCUGUAUUUAGUUCAGAUUCCCAAUACAUUUUUACAGCAUCUUCUGAUGGAUGUGCAAAAUUAUGGAAUGUGAAAAGUGGCCAUAUGGAGAGAGAAUACGCUGGACAUCAAAAGGCAGUGAUCGCCCUAGCUUUCAGAGACGCUGUACUGUAAAAUAGAAGAAAAUUGUCAUAGGACAAGAUUCCAAUGUUGGGAAGGUCUUAGAAACGAGUACACAACUGACAUAUGCAUAACUUAUUU